AUGAGUUAAGAAUUACUCCAUUGUCCUCAAUGCUAAAUGAAUUUUGAUAGAUUCACUCGAACACCUCAAAUGCUACCAAAAUGCGGUCAUUCAAUGUGUUUGCGCUGUCUUAAAGAAUCUAGUAAGAUCAUUUGUCCUGAAGAUGGGUACUCUAUGUGUCAAUUUAUCAGAUUACUUUAACCUGCCGAUCUUACACUCUAUCCAAUCAAUCAAGCUGUUCUGAGAAUCAUAUGCAAAAGCCAAGAUAAUGAUUUAACAUGGAACCCAGACAAAAUACAGUAGUGUCCCUAACACCAUAAACAGCUUGAACUCAUAUGUAUAGAUGACAGGUGCAGAAUCUGUGCAAAUUGUGCUUUAUUUGGUAUUCACAAACAACACAAUAUAUAAAAUGCUGAUGUACCUAUAUUUAUUGAUUUUUAGUAUGUGGACAAAUCAAUCAAGGAAAACCUUAUUCAGACCUAAAAUUUGACUCUCACUAUCCAAGAUAAAAUCAAGUCACUCAAGUUGCCACUCAUUAAUAAGAAGAUACACGAUUAAAUUAGGCUUUGUAUAAAAUAAUAGUAAACUCUUGCUGAAGAAUAAUUUAAAGAAAUAAUCAAUUAGAUACUUCUUAAAUAGUAAAAAGUGCUUGAAGAUAUUGAAUAAAAGUAUAAAUAGUUAGAGGAUCAGUUCUUUAAAAAGGAGACUCUUACUAUUAAUUAAAUCCUUGACAAAGCUGAUUUGUGGAUACUUGGAUCUAAUCAAAAAAUCUAAGAAUUCCAAUUAGCCAAAGAAAAAGGAGAGAUUCCCUACACUUUGUUGCUCUAAGACUCCUCGAAUAAAUAAGGGAACUAAAUCCUUGAAGAAAUAGACGAUUAUCUACUCAAAUUCUAAAAUAAUCUUCAAGACAUUGUUUCUGCCAUCCCAACCUUUAAUCAAUAUGAAUAAGAGUAUUUCGAUGAACCUAAUAUCCUUAAAGAUUUAUCUAUCAUUGAACAGAGUUUCUUGAAAGAAAUUGAUGAAUAGCCACCUCAUAAUGAAUUCCUAGGCUCAUCUCUACCAGAAUCUACUUGCCAAUCUCAACCAUCCUCUAACAAUAUCUCCUAACACACCAUUAGUCCACAAUAACCUCAUCAAAAAAGGGCUUCUUAAUAGUUCGCUUUGGUCUCGCCAAAAGUAUAGAGCAGACAACAAUCUGCCUCCCCCAAGAAACCUGCAGCUAAGAAGAAACUAAACACCAAGGUGGAAUCGAUUCUAUUCAAUUGUAAUGGUGACCAUCUGGAUUUAUCACAAUAAGAACUAGGAGAUGAUGGAAUAAUGAUAUUAGAAGAAUAAAUCAGAAAUAAGAAGAUCAAAAUUAUUAAAUUAAUGAGGAAUCGUAUAAGUGAUGUAGGUGCUAUGAAAUUGAUGGAAUUGCAUUGUUAAGUGUUGUAUCUUUAAUCAAAUGUGAUUACUGAAAAGUUUUUGGAUAUGAUUAUGAAUGCUAUUUUGAAGUAGAUUCAGAUUCACAUCAAAACUGUGUAUUUGGGUCAGAACCUAAUCAAUUAAUUUAGAGUGAAGAAGAAAAUAGAGGAUCUCAAAAAAUUAGGAAUUUCAAUUUAAAUGUGA
Molecule: messenger RNA, 1587 nt
Organism: Paramecium tetraurelia
Lineage: Eukaryota; Ciliophora; Oligohymenophorea; Peniculida; Parameciidae
Exons: 4
Molecular function (GO): zinc ion binding
Source: RefSeq, a predicted model, not a curated record